This is a messenger RNA of Capronia coronata CBS 617.96, 2229 nucleotides long. RefSeq lists its product as uncharacterized. Bases 1 to 2229 code for a protein of 742 amino acids. Gene Ontology annotation, cellular component: nucleus. Lineage: Eukaryota; Fungi; Ascomycota; Eurotiomycetes; Chaetothyriales; Herpotrichiellaceae. Gene Ontology annotation, molecular function: RNA polymerase II cis-regulatory region sequence-specific DNA binding; DNA-binding transcription factor activity, RNA polymerase II-specific; zinc ion binding. The transcript has 5 exons. The record is from RefSeq and is a predicted model, not a curated record. Gene Ontology annotation, biological process: DNA-templated transcription; positive regulation of transcription from RNA polymerase II promoter by galactose.
AUGGCUUCGAGCGUGACGGCUUCAGACGCCUCGCCGGCCCCUACCAACGGCCACGGCGAGAAGCGCAAAGCCGAGGGAGACGCCUCGGGCGACAAGCAAACACACACAAGGUCGAAAAGAAAUAGAUACAUUUCCAUUGCGUGUAACGAGUGCAAACGCCGCAAGAUCAAGUGCAACGGUCAAACACCAUGCCAGCGAUGCGGCAAUCUCUCGCUAGAGUGUGUCUAUGCGCCAAACUGUUGCACAAAUUCCCUCAAGGACUCGGCUGAGUUUAAUCAAAUGCGCGAGCACAUCAGGGCUCUGCAGGACCAAGUCAAUGAGCUUCACGCCAGUCUGAAUGAGCUUCGAAACAGGACCGAUGCCAUGUAUUCCGGUCCGGUUGACCCCAACUUCGCUCCGGACAGCACGCAACGCUCCAUGUCCAUGUCUGUAUCGCGCACGCUGCCUCCACUGAUCUCUUCAAAGAGACCGCCGCCGAGGGCCUUACCACAGUUCCAUGGACCUACCAGUACUUUGUACGGGUUGGAUGUUGCCAGAUCGUCACUGAAGACCAUGGGCAUAACACACACUGCACCGGAGGAUGGGGCAGUGUCCCGCGAGCGAAGCCGAGCAGCCUCACCGGCAUCGUUACUACCACCACAUCCCACCAAAGAUCCCUUGUGGCUCAUUGACUCCGCGGAAGUCGAGCGCCUACUGAACGUUUAUGACGAAGAAAUUGGCAUCAUGUAUCCGGCAGUGGAUAGUGAGAGGCUCCACAAGCACGCUACUGUGCUCUAUAAGUUUAUCGGGGCGUCUCUGCGAACAGGCUUUGGGCAACCCGGCCUGCCAGGUGCUGAUACCUUUGACGACGAGGACACGACCAUCCUCAAGAUGGUUCUCGCCAUUACUUUGACGGUCGAGGGCCAUGGCCGCAGUGAGCUCGGCCAAAGGUUUUUUGACGCGGCGAAGCCAGCCACAGAUCUGAAACUUGUGACGGCAUUGGACCUCAAGUCGGUCAUGUUGACUGUCCUCACAGCUACGUUUUACUUUCAAAAGGACGAGGAAGCACAAGCCUGGCGGUUCAUUGGCAUUGCCGCACGCAUGUGUAUCGAGAUGGGCCUUCACCGGAAGGACUCGCUGCUCCGCUCUUUCACCAACGAAGCUGAAUAUCGGCAGGCGGUCCGGAUCUUUUGGACCGUCUAUGCCCUUGAUCGUCGUUGGAGUUUUGGUACGGGGAUGCCAUUCGCGUUACAAGACGCAGACAUUGAUCCCGCGUUACCGGAGCCAGAUGAGAGCCAUCAAUAUCUAAGGCAUAUUACUAAAUACAACCAAAUUGCUACCAAGGUGUGGUAUCACAAUCUUUCAUACGAGGCGGGCCAGAACACCAAAAAGGACGAGAUUGGCUUUCUGGACUAUCAGGUUCUACAAUGGUACCAACAGCUACCCGAUUCGUUACAAUUCCGCAACCACGACUUUCCUCGUGAGAAGGACAAUUCUGGACGGGCCGUUCAGCGCCUUCGCUUGCUCAUGUAUCUGCGGAGGAACCAGGCGCGCAUAUCAAUAUACAGGCCCAUUCUUCAUUCGGCGACUAGUAUCGUGGAGAACCGUCACUACGCGCAGAACGUGGUCGACGUCGCCAAAGAUACGAUCAACACUCUCACUGCGGUGAAUCAGGUUUCCGACAUUUACAGGACGCAGCAGAUCUUGUACAAUUAUUUCUUGGUCCAGGCUUUGGCUGUCCUCUUCCUCUCGGUCGCCCACGCCCCGGGAAUCUUCUGCGCUCAGACGAGGCAGGAAUUCUACGCCGCAAUCGAGAUUGUCAAGGGCUUCAGCACGAAAUCUCACGUGUCAAAGCGACUUUGGAGAACGAUCCGGGGUUUGAAGGACGUUGGAGAUAAAAUCGGCCUGUUGGCUCGAGUAGGCACUUCGUUGAACGAUGCGGAGCAGGAUGCACAUUCCAAUGCAGCUGUGGCGAUGGCGGGUUUGGCCGGCCACAAAGUUGACUACAAUUCCUACGGGAAUUCUCAUCAGGGCAAUGGAAACCAGGAGUUGGGGGUCAGUCCGGAUGAUGCUCUCCAGAUCACGAAUGAGUUGUCAAGCCUGUUCGAACUGGCGGGCGGAUACGGUAGCACAACACCGGCUCCAGAAGCUUUCAAUUUCGUUGGCGCGGCCGGGGAUGUUGGCUUGGAAGGCACCAAUGCGUUCGGGAAUGAACCUGAACUGACGAGGAUCAUGAAUGAGUUGUUUUGA